Gloeophyllum trabeum ATCC 11539 is the source of this 498-nucleotide messenger RNA. RefSeq lists its product as uncharacterized. The transcript has 4 exons. Bases 1 to 498 code for a protein of 165 amino acids. Lineage: Eukaryota; Fungi; Basidiomycota; Agaricomycetes; Gloeophyllales; Gloeophyllaceae. The record is from RefSeq and is a predicted model, not a curated record.
AUGGUCGCGAAGGCGCACUACCACCCGUACCACCCGUACAUGUUCGCGCUCAUGACCUUCUGCGCCCUCGCUGAGCUCGGGCUGACUGCGUUUCUGAUUACUAUGGGGAAUGAGCACCAUUCGUGGCCGAGCAUCCGCUACCAUUCGCUGUUGAUCCUAUUCUGCUUCGACGCGGUGUGGACCAUGAUAUUCUCCACCGCGUACCUGCUGUGGAUGAUCGACGGAUCGGUGCACGUACUGGCCAGCAUCGCGAGCUCUGUCAUAUGGCUGGUCAUCACCACCAUUGUAUGGGGGACGGCGUCGGGCGUGAUGCACAAGACUCGAGGUGGGCACGACUGUCCUGGGGCCCCUGCCAACUCACGAUGCCGACAGUCACUCACCGUAGAGGCCCUCGGCUGGACCGAAUUCUCGCUGUGCGUCCUCGCGCUGGGCGCGACGCUCCUCUGGGUGCGGCUGAGCAGGCGGCGAUACGUGAGUGAUUCUCGCCGGUUCGUGUAG